This is a messenger RNA of Dicentrarchus labrax (European seabass), 1371 nucleotides long. Its product is annotated as transcription factor Sox-14. Gene Ontology annotation, molecular function: RNA polymerase II cis-regulatory region sequence-specific DNA binding; DNA-binding transcription factor activity, RNA polymerase II-specific. The coding region runs from base 68 to 772 and encodes 234 amino acids. The transcript has 2 exons. Gene Ontology annotation, biological process: anatomical structure morphogenesis; negative regulation of transcription by RNA polymerase II; cell differentiation. The record is from RefSeq and is a predicted model, not a curated record. NCBI's taxonomy places the organism in Eukaryota, Metazoa, Chordata, Actinopteri, Moronidae.
GGCUCAGGACAGCCACUGCUCUGCUUAACACGAGUCCAGGAGAUAUCUCGAUCACAUCAAAAGACCCAUGAAUGCCUUCAUGGUGUGGUCCAGAGGCCAGAGGAGGAAAAUGGCCCAGGAGAACCCAAAGAUGCACAACUCUGAAAUCAGCAAGAGACUCGGCGCGGAGUGGAAGCUGCUCUCCGACUCCGAGAAACGUCCGUACAUUGACGAGGCCAAGAGGCUGCGGGCUCAGCACAUGAAGGAGCACCCGGACUACAAGUACCGACCCCGGCGCAAACCCAAGAGUCUCUUGAAGAGGGACCGUUUCGUUUUCCCGCUGCCGUCUUUCCUCGGGGACGCAGCGGAGCACUUGAAGGGAUUUGCCAUGGACUCCUUCCUUGUCCCCGGAGAUAAAGCCAGGGCUCUACUCGCUCCCUCCUCCUCCUCCUCCUCCUCGUCCUUCUCGCUGCUGGAGCCGGUGGCGCAGUUCAGCACCGGAGCUGUCCAGCGGAUGGCGGAGAUACCGCACGCCCUGGCCGCCGGGGCUCUGCCCUUCAGUGCGCACACGUUUGGAUACCAGACUGGAGGGAUUGGGGGUCUGGCUUGCCCCGGACAGCACACCCACACCCACACCCACCCGUCCCCUUCCAGCCCAGGAUACGUGGUGCCGUGUAACUGCAGCGCCUGGUCUGCUGCCAGUUUACAGCCUCAGGUAGCCUAUAUUCUCUUCCCUGGAGGGAUGGCCAAGAGCGGCAUGGACUCGUACACUUCACCCAGCUCCAGUGUGUGACAGAGCGGACACACUUGAAGACGGAACGGGAAAAGUUUGCGCACAGGACCUCCCCAUGUAACACAAAAGGAAAAGGAAAAACUGGGCUACAAUACAUUUGUUUAUCCUAUAUCACAGCAAAACUGAGUAUUAUAGGCUAGUGUUUCCGCAGAAGUUAAAUACAUUUUAAAAUGCCAUAAAAUGCUGAGCACCAAAAACACACUACAAGUCUCUAUAUUACUCGUUAUUUAAUUAAUGCAGAGUAAGGACUUGGAGAACAAUGUGCAGAUGCUAUUUUGUUACUCUUUUGACAAAGACAUACAUUUAAAACAGUUAGAAAUACAAUGCAAGAAAUCAAUGCAUAACUUUUCUAUAUAAUUGAUCCAAAUCAACAGGGGUGCUGACUUCUGUGUCCACAUUAAAGUCAGAUACACAUACAGCUCUUAUGGAUAUAAGAGGGCAGAGGAAGCCUGCAAGAGCCAAAGUGUUUCCUGACAUUUUUAUUUACCAAAAAUGGCAUUAAGUCUAUAUUUUGCACUUCUGAUUCACACAGUCUUACAUCUGGACAGUAGCACCUGUUUGUCCCCUCCUCAGUAUGUAGGCCUGGUUUUUAUUUGGAA